ACAUCUCUAGUGAAUAGUCUUUGUCUUAUCUCAAUGGAAAAGCCAUCAUCGUUCAUCCAGUUCAAAAGCCGCCAUUAAAAUGGCUUACCAUGAAAAACCUUUUUACCCACAAGGACAACUACAUUUUCACACUUUCCCACCAAGAAGUCGAUAACCAUGUCUACCACCACCAUCCUCCUCCUCUCCUUCCUCUUCUCCAUCCUCCUCUCAAACCUUCCACCAUCCUCAGCCCAACAACAACCGCUCACUCUCUCCUCCUUCAACAGCUCAAACUCCCCAUGGCUCCCAACCCAGAACCGAACCCUUCUCUCUCCCAACUCAGUCUUCGCCGCCGGUUUCAAAGAAAUUCCCACUUCCCCAAAGCACUACACCUUCUCAAUUUGGUACCACAACCUCUCAAUAAACGAGAUCGUCUGGUCAACCAAUGAAAAUACUCCAUUCAACGCCUCAGCCCCCCUAUUCAUCACCACCUCUGGCAAUCUUACUCUCAAUGACAUCUCUGGCCACAACGUUUGGCCUUCGAGUGCCUCAGGAAAUCCAAACUCCACCAGUCUCAGCAUAAACAACGAUGGUAAUCUCAUUUUCUCAACCUGGCAAAGUUUCAACUUUCCAACAGAUACUAUUUUGCCUACCCAGAACAUAAGUGGUACACAAAUCAUUUCCAAGAAUGGUAAGUACAGUUUCUCGAACUCCACGAGAUUGGUUUUGAUUAGUUCCACCGACAGUUACUGGGUUGCAGGAAAAGCUUUCCAAUCGCUCGACAAGUUCGGUAGAAUGGCACAAGACAGUGCAGGUGCUUUCAUUACAUCAGAUUUUGGUGCCAUCCGGUAUCGAAGAUUGAAGCUUGACAACGAUGGUAAUCUCAAAAUUUACAGUUUCGAUACAGAUCUUGGUCAGUGGAUCAUCGUUUGGAAAGCAGUCCAAGAAUCCUGUACAAUUUUCGGCACAUGUGGGCCUAAUGCUAUCUGUAUCAGCGAUGGCUCAAAUUCCAGUACCAGUUGUGUAUGCCCACCUGGGUUCAAGCCAAAUAGAACCGCAAUAGAAGGAUGUGAAAUCAAAAUUCCGAUGACAAAUCCGGAAAAUACCAAAUUUCUUCAGCUUGAUUACAUCAAUUAUACCAGCGGGCCAAGUCAGACCAAACGGAUUGAUGCUUAUAAUUUCACGUUUUGUCAAGCUAGCUGCAAAAGAGAACCGAAUUGUCGAGGGUUUGGAUUCAAGUAUGAUGGAAAAGGCUAUUGUGCUCUUCAGCUUGAAAAACUAGUAUAUGGGUACUGGUCACCAGGCACUGAGGCUGCAAUGUUUUUGCGUGUGGACAGUUCAGAGAAAGAUGUAUCAAACUUCAGCGGCAUGACACAGUUGUUGGAAACUACAUGCCCUGUUAAGAUAAGCCUGCCUUUACCGCCAGAAGAAUCCAACACUACAACCAGAAACAUAGCGAUAGUGUGUACCCUCUUCGCUGCUGAGCUGAUUUCAGGGGUGAUUUUCUUUUGGGGUUUUCUAAAGAGGUACAUAAAGUACAGAGAAAUGGCUCAGACUCUUAGCCUUGAGUUGCUUCCAGCAGGUGGACCUAAAAGAUUCACAUACGCUGAGCUCAAAGCUGCCACUGGUGACUUCUCGAACUUAAUUGGUAGAGGAGGAUUCGGCGAUGUCUAUAAAGGCGAGUUAACUGAUCAUCGUGUUGUUGCGGUUAAGGUGUUGAAACAUGUUACAGGUGGUGAUGCUGAGUUCUGGGCUGAGGUUACUAUUAUUGCAAGGAUGCACCAUCUCAACUUGGUGAGGCUAUGGGGUUUUUGUGCUGAGAAAGGUAAAAGAAUACUUGUCUAUGAGUAUGUCCCUAAUGGAUCACUUGACAAGUACAUAUUCAGUCAGGGUAAGGUUAAAUUUUCAGAGUCAGAGAGCGAGAUGGUAAUGAGUCCUCCUCCAACCCCAGUACUUGAUUGGAAUAUCCGGUACAGGAUUGGGCUUGGUGUGGCAAGAGCAAUUGCGUAUUUACAUGAGGAGUGCUUGGAGUGGGUUUUACAUUGUGAUAUUAAGCCCGAAAAUAUAUUAUUGGGGGGUGAUUUUUGUCCCAAGAUAUCGGAUUUUGGGUUGGCAAAGUUGAGGAAAAAGGAGGAGAGAGUGAGCAUGUCUCGGAUUCGGGGAACCCGUGGAUACAUGGCUCCAGAAUGGGUUGGAGGAGAUCCGAUCACUUCAAAGGCCGACGUGUACAGUUUCGGGAUGGUGUUGUUGGAACUUGUGACUGGGACAAGGAAUUUUGAAAUGCAGGGGUCUGUGAUGGAGAGUGAGGAUUGGUAUUUUCCAAGGUGGGCAUUUGAUAAGGUGUUCAAGGAGUUUAGGGUGGAGGACAUAUUGGACAGUCAGAUUAAGCAUAGUUAUGAUAAUCGGGCACAUUUUAAUUUGGUAGAUCGUAUGGUGAAGACGGCAAUGUGGUGCCUUCAAGAUCAACCGGAGAUGAGGCCAUCAAUGGGGAAGGUUGCUAAGAUGUUGGAAGGGACGGUGGAGAUCACAGAACCAAAUAAGCCUACCAUAUUCUUCCUAGAAGACGAGUAGACAUGUAAUGUAGGCAAGCGUGUAAUAUGCUAAUAUUUAUUUUCCCUUCUCCUCAGUUUUUGAUGGUUCAUCUAGCAGUGAAAUGUAAAUGUAUUCCAUAUGAACUAGCGACAAUAAAAAACGAUUUAAAUA
Quercus robur (English oak) is the source of this 2682-nucleotide messenger RNA. RefSeq names its product G-type lectin S-receptor-like serine/threonine-protein kinase At5g24080. NCBI's taxonomy places the organism in Eukaryota, Viridiplantae, Streptophyta, Magnoliopsida, Fagales, Fagaceae. The coding region runs from base 157 to 2550 and encodes 797 amino acids. Gene Ontology annotation, biological process: recognition of pollen; protein phosphorylation. Gene Ontology annotation, molecular function: protein serine/threonine kinase activity; ATP binding. The transcript has a single exon. The record is from RefSeq and is a predicted model, not a curated record.